Messenger RNA from Rhineura floridana, 1244 nucleotides. It is a transcript of the gene EIF3F, whose product is annotated as eukaryotic translation initiation factor 3 subunit F. Gene Ontology annotation, cellular component: eukaryotic translation initiation factor 3 complex, eIF3m. Gene Ontology annotation, molecular function: metallopeptidase activity; translation initiation factor binding; translation initiation factor activity. The transcript has 8 exons. The record is from RefSeq and is a predicted model, not a curated record. Gene Ontology annotation, biological process: translational initiation. NCBI's taxonomy places the organism in Eukaryota, Metazoa, Chordata, Lepidosauria, Squamata, Rhineuridae. The coding region runs from base 29 to 1045 and encodes 338 amino acids.
UCCUUCUCGGGUCCUUUUUGCCGACAAGAUGGCGGCCACAGCUGCCCAUUCUCUGCAGAGCGUUAUAAUGCCGUCGCCAUCCUCUCUCGCGGCUGCUUCGGUGACCGCAGCUUCUCCCGCCGUCUCUUCAUCGGCGCCGGCUGCCCCUCCUGUUCCGGCUGCCCCUCAAGCCGCUCCUACGGCGGCUCCUACGCCCCCCACUCCGACUGCCGCUCUGGCGGCGCCUUUUCCCGGCGGCCGCGCGGUCCGACUCCACCCGGUGGUGCUCGCCUCCAUCGUGGACAGCUUUGAGCGGCGCAACGAGGGUGCUGCCCGAGUCAUUGGGACUCUUCUCGGCAUGGUUGACAAGCAUUCAGUAGAAGUCACCAACUGCUUCUCAGUGCCUCACAAUGAAUCAGAAGAUGAGGUGGCAGUUGACAUGGAAUUUGCCAAGAAUAUGUAUGAGCUGCAUAAGAAAGUUUCUCCCAGUGAAAUUAUUCUGGGAUGGUAUGCAACAGGACAUGACAUCACAGAACACUCGGUCUUGAUUCAUGAAUAUUACAGCCGGGAAGCACACAAUCCAAUUCACCUUACUGUGGACACCAGUCUGCAAAAUGGGCGUAUGAGCAUUAAGGCAUAUGUCAGUACUGCAAUGGGAGUUCCUGGUAAGACUAUGGGAGUAAUGUUCACUCCCCUCACAGUGAAGUAUGCCUACUAUGACACAGAACGGAUAGGCGUUGAUCUCAUCAUGAAGACAUGCUUCAGUCCAAAUCGAGUGAUUAGUUUAUCUAGUGACCUUCAGCAAGUGGCGGUAGCUUCUGCUCGGAUUCAGGAUACCCUGAGCACAGUGCUGCAGUAUGCGGAAGAUGUGCUGUCUGGUAAAGUGGCUGCUGACAACACUGUUGGUCGCUUUCUGAUGGACCUCAUUAACCAAGUUCCAAAGAUUUCACCAGAGGACUUUGAGACAAUGUUGAACAGCAAUAUAAAUGACUUGCUGAUGGUGACUUACUUGGCAAAUCUCACACAGUCACAGAUUGCGCUCAAUGAAAAAAUCCUAAACCUGUAAUGAACUCCUAAGCAUCUUAUAAUAGGAGAACAUGAAGAAGACUGUGGAGUUGUGACCGUGUCAUUCAGUUCUUGUAGUUGGACUGUAAUUUUUGUAAAUUUAACUUACCCCUCCUUUUCCCAGUUCUCCAAGAAACCCCCCCUGAAAACUUGCUCACAAAGAUGAGCACCAUAAUUAAAAAUUACCUAGAAACUCACAA